Larimichthys crocea (large yellow croaker) is the source of this 325-nucleotide messenger RNA. Its product is annotated as selenide, water dikinase 2-like. The record is from RefSeq and is a predicted model, not a curated record. Gene Ontology annotation, cellular component: cytoplasm. NCBI's taxonomy places the organism in Eukaryota, Metazoa, Chordata, Actinopteri, Sciaenidae. The transcript is spliced from 2 exons. The coding region runs from base 72 to 296 and encodes 74 amino acids. Gene Ontology annotation, molecular function: ATP binding; selenide, water dikinase activity. Gene Ontology annotation, biological process: L-selenocysteine biosynthetic process.
GACUCGUCUUUGCUGACUGCGUCUCUCAGGGCAGGAUAGCGUGUGCUAACGUCCUCAGUGAUCUGUACGCCAUGGGCAUCACGGAGUGUGACAACAUGCUGAUGCUGCUGAGUGUCAGCCAGAAGAUGAACGACAAGGACCGCGAGCGGGUGAUGCCGCUGAUGAUUCGGGGCUUUCGUGACGCAGCAGAGGAGGGAGGGACUUCAGUGACAGGAGGACAGACUGUGAUCAACCCCUGGAUCAUCGUAGGAGGGGUAGGAUCGGUCGUCUGCCAGCCUAAUGAGUUCAUCAUGUGAGUCGGUUCAAACUGUUGCUGUGGCUCUGU